UUUUGUUUUGUUUCAGAAAUCAUGGCUACUUUUACUGAAAAUACAGAAUUUCAAGCGUAGAAAGUGAUGCUUUUGCAAUUGCAUAUUUUGGUGUUUCUUUGGAAUAAUUUCUGAUCAAAGGAAUAAAAGCUUGCGGUGCUUGCCUGAGGAAUCACACACACAUACAUAAAAAUGUAAUUGAUAACUUUUCCCAUAAAAUUGUAGUAAAGUCUGGUUUUUGUAUGAAUAAGGAACUAAUUUUAGUAAAUGACCUACCUGUAAUAAAGAGGAAAGAUUAAAUCAACAUAUAUGGGGGAAGUUUGGUCAGUUUACAUAACUUUUUAUUAUUAUUAAUGAGCUCUUAAAUUAUAUCAGUCAAAACUACAGUUUGUUAUCUCCAUAGGAUAUUGUUCUUCUGAAUGCUCCUCUUGUGUCUUAAUGCGUAAAAAGUAAAAGCCGCAUUGGAUUAAUUAAACUAUACUGGCAUCUAAACUUGUAUGCUUGUAUUGAUGUGCACAACUAGAGUGAGUAAUUCUCUUACUGCAUACAUUUAGUCUUGCUUGAUUUUAUAAAAAAUGACUUAUCAAGUAGAUAAAGUGGUAGUGGUAUACACUUUCUUAUUGAGGUUUUAUUCUGUCCACAUGAGGAGGCGCAGUUAGCUGUGACAGUUUUUUAUCUGUUUCUAAAAAGUCUUUUUUUUUUUUGUACUGUUUGUUUCAUAUUCAGUGUACUUACUUGUUUUUAAACUAUCAAGUCAUAGCAGCAGAAGUAAGACACUUAACUGUGCAGUAGCUCUUUGAAUUUUUAUUUUGUAAUGUUCUACAAAUUUAGGAAUUACCAUUGCUAACUAGGGAAUCUUGGUUUCCCAUGCUUUUAUCAUUGCUGCUGUUAAUCUGGAUAUUUAAUUUGGGUUCCCCCACCUAUAGCUGUACAGCUUUAUAUGAGCCAAUUUUUAAUUUGGUGAAAUCUGGCUUUUUCACCGAUAGCGGUAACUUUGCCGUGUUCGUAAGACAGGUAUUUGUUUCUUCUUGGAAAAUGGCUACAGAAUGUUUUAUCUGGUUUUAUUCGAUGUGCUGUGACCUAAGUGAUAACAGCAUAAAUAAUCAUGUAAAGGUUGUUUCUGUAGCCAUUCUGUUGAGAUUCUAGCAUCUGAGAGAGUUCUCUGGCUCAUUUAUUCGGAAUUAUGCUUCAGCAGAUGCUUUCUGCCACCUACUGCUUGCUUUGCAACACUGCUGGCUGUUCUUUAUUUUAAUUCUCAGCUUGAUGCUUUGACUCCUGCAAGGUGAAGUGUUAAUUUUUUUAAAACCUCAUUAAAUCUAAUUGGUUAUUUGAUCUUUGUUGGGUUAGUUGUGUGAAUAUAACUGCUGAAAACUUUGCAAGACUUGGACUUAGUGAUGUAAAUCUGUAAGAAUACAAAUUAUAGCAGCAUAGAUAUUAAUCUGGCUAUUCAUGCUAGGCAAAACAGACAGUAUGCACUGAGUUUCCUAGUACGUGAAGGUAGCAAAGAUUAUUUGAUUUAUUUACUCAUUUUUAAAUCAAAGUGUAGCUUACGUUGAAAUAAACAGUUGGUUUUGGCACAAAUAUCACUGUUUUCCAGUAAUUUGAAACAAACUUGUACUUACUUGACUUUUCUCUGUCCUUGGCAAAGUGAUUUGUAGAAAAACAGGCACCAAAACUGGACGGUCACAUCCCCCCCCCCCUCCCUUGUAUGUCUUCAAACCAGUCCGUUGGGAUACUAGCGCAGCCAAGAACUCUUAUGAUGUGACAAAUUUAGCUUUCUCUAAUAUUCUCUAUGUAGGUGAUUGAACUAGAACUGCUGGGAAGAACAGCUGUUACUGGUACCUGACAGUGUCGCAACAGUGUUGGCGUGCAGAAUUUUUACUGUUUUCCUCCAGGCAGUAGCUGUUGGCAACCACAGAUCUGGGAGGUUAUGAUUAACUUGAGUCCAUAAUCUCAGUGUUGUUCCUGAAGUGUUAUGUAGCUUUAAAGCACAGAUGUUGGCCUUACCUAAUAACUCAGUAUUUCCUUCUUGGUUUUAUUCCUAUAUAGCCAUUUAUCUCCAUGAUGUCAAGCCACAGGGUUUAAGAAAGGAAAUAGCACACGCUGCUUGGCAAAUGGAAAAGUUGCAACAAAAGUCCUCAGCUUUGACAGACUUGCAACUUAAUGAAGUAAAUCAUUUACAGCUUGAUAAAGAAUAACUUCAAAAUUUGUACACGUUCAAAUCUAAAGCAGUAAUUUACAGAAGUAAUUAAUUUCGCACUGUCAUUCACACUGAUAUGUAAGACAAAAGAUAAGGCUGAUGUAUUUUAUUUCAUGUGUUGCAAUGAUAAUACAUGUGAGCACCGCUGUGAAAGCAAGACCGUCUGUACAUGCACCGGUCAGCAAAACACUAUGCAGGUAAACUAGCAAUAUAGUUUAUUACCUGGAUGAGCAAGACUUUUCUUCUAUCACCUGGGACUCAUGUAAAGAGUAAUAUCCUCCUGUGUAGAUACAGCCUGCAAGAGUAAAAAUAGAACAGGUAAUAUGAACUCCUUGCCACCCCACUGCCUAAAAGCAAUGUUCCGACCCUUCAGCGCUCAACUGAAGUUGCUAGUUUUCCAGUCUUUAAAACUGGGUAGAAGUCAUGUCAGUAAACUGUAUGAGAAUGUAUUUCUUACUCUGUUUCGCUUCUGCUCUUUUUUACUUUUACUACUGCUUCUUUUUCGUUAGGCUUACGGAUGCUAUGAUUUAGAGGUAUGCCAGAAGAAGAAUAUCUCCAAGAAAAACUAUCAAAGAUGAUGUGAGGAAAUCACUGCUUUUCUUCUACAUCACCCAGUGUUACCAGAAUUCACCUGAGAUUGUGCUCGCUAUCAGCUUCCCCCUUAUGAAAGAUGUCAGCAAUUGGAGUACUGUCCUCCUGCUCCUGUCUCCGUCCCGGUGUAUGGCUGCUGAAACCAGGAAUGCAGCAGAUGGGCUCCUUCGGCUUACAUACAGCAGCCAGGUGUGCUACCAAGGAUUAUUAUGAAGUACUUGUGUUGGGUGGAGGUGCUGGUGGAAUCACCAUGAGUGCUCGGAUGAAGAGGAAAGUGGGGGCAGGAAAUGUGGCUGUUGUUGAGCCAAGUGAGACUCAUUACUAUCAGCCACUGUGGACCCUGGUUGGCGGUGGUGCAAAGCGGCUGGCGACUUCUGCCCGUCCCACAGGGAGCGUAAUGCCUAAAGGUGUUGAGUGGAUCAAAUCUCGAGUAACUGCGUUGGAUCCAGAUAAGAACUGCGUCUGGCUGGAGAAUGAUAUCAAGAUAUCUUACAAGUAUCUGAUAAUUGCCCUUGGGAUAAGUCUGCAUUACGAAAAGAUCAAAGGCUUGCCUGAGGGUUUUGAUCACCCUAAAAUCGGUUCCAAUUAUUCAGUUCAUACGGUAGAGAAAACAUGGAAGGCUUUACAAGAUUUCAAGGAAGGAAAUGCUAUCUUCACUUUUCCAAAUACUCCAGUGAAGUGUGCAGGGGCUCCUCAGAAGAUCAUGUAUUUAUCAGAGGCCUACUGGAGGAAAACAGGAAAACGUUCCAAAGCAAACAUAAUGUUCAACACUUCACUUGGUGUCAUUUUUGGCGUCAAGAAGUACGCUGAUGCAUUACUUGAAAUAAUCAAGGAGAGGAAUAUUGCUGUUAACUAUAAGUGCAACCUUGUAGAAGUUCGAGCAGACAAGCAGGAGGCUGUGUUUGAAAACUUGGACAAACCCGGAGUGACUGAAGUUCAUCAGUAUGAAAUGCUUCAUGUCACACCGCCAAUGGGGCCACCUGACGUGCUCAUCAACAGUCCCGUCUCGGAUCAAAUUGGCUGGGUGGAUGUAGAUAAGGAAACUCUACAACAUAAGAAGUAUCCUAAUGUGUUUGGUAUUGGAGACUGCACCAACCUUCCAACAUCAAAAACUGCUGCAGCUGUAGCUGCCCAAUCUGGAGUGCUUGAUAAAACUAUUUCCCUGGUAAUGAAGAACCAGUUGCCAACUAAAAAGUAUGAUGGAUACACUUCCUGCCCGCUAGUAACAGGCUACAACAAGGUGAUUCUAGCAGAAUUUGACUACGACGCUCAGCCUUUGGAGACCUUUCCCAUUGACCAGAGCAAGGAGAGAGUAACCAUGUACCAUAUGAAAGCCGAUAUGAUGCCUUUUCUCUACUGGAAUAUGCUACUGAAGGGAUACUGGGGAGGACCAGCUCCUGUCCGGAAGCUAAUGCACCUGGGCUUGAAGUAACUGCUGGUUCUCAGUGUUGGUCAAAUCCUUUUGAAGAAAAAGGACUGGUCUCUCACACUGGAUCAAUACCUAUCCUCCCUCUUGGACAACCACGUGGUAGACUUUUUUUUUUUUUUAAAUCAAGCUUUUGUCCUAAAUUCACCCUUUCCCUCUACUAAGGAUUGAGUCUUCGCUGCUUUUCUAUGUAAACCAAGGCCUUAAACUACUUCCGUACAUACAUGUGAGUUUGAAUUCAAGUGUGAACUUGCUUUAAGCUACAGAACACUACUGAAAACUUCUACGGCAAUCAGUAAUUUUAGAGCUGUUGUAUAUGUAAAGUUUUUUCCCCUCACUCUAAACUGAAUCGUCUGCAUCAGAGAUCAAUGCAUGCACUGGAUUUAAGAGAAUAAUUCAAUGCUACUAAAAUGGCCUGAAAAUCUCCUAUUGUUCUCUCGUUUUUGAAUAGCAAAACCUGCCCUAAUUUCUUCAUCAAGAAGCAUGGAUUAUAGAAACUUAUGCAGGUUAGGGGAAGGAAAUAUACGCACAUACACCCCUAGGAUAGUUGUGUCGCUUCACAUCAGUUCCACUACAACAUUUUACUCUCAUAGGUUAACAACAUAACAGUGAAAAGAAUUGCCAAUAGAUUGGCAACCAGGAGAAGACUGAGAUCAUCUGAGGCCACACACUAGACUGAAACACAAAUUAAGAGGACAGACAAGGGGGCA
Messenger RNA from Chroicocephalus ridibundus (black-headed gull), 4906 nucleotides. RefSeq names its product sulfide quinone oxidoreductase (gene SQOR). The record is from RefSeq and is a predicted model, not a curated record. The transcript has 10 exons. Lineage: Eukaryota; Metazoa; Chordata; Aves; Charadriiformes; Laridae. Gene Ontology annotation, cellular component: mitochondrion. Gene Ontology annotation, molecular function: sulfide:quinone oxidoreductase activity; FAD binding. The coding region runs from base 2850 to 4202 and encodes 450 amino acids.